Messenger RNA from Pelobates fuscus (common spadefoot toad), 2712 nucleotides. Its product is annotated as serine/threonine-protein kinase N2-like. The coding region runs from base 1 to 2712 and encodes 903 amino acids. Gene Ontology annotation, biological process: signal transduction; protein phosphorylation. Lineage: Eukaryota; Metazoa; Chordata; Amphibia; Anura; Pelobatidae. Gene Ontology annotation, molecular function: protein serine/threonine kinase activity; ATP binding. The transcript is spliced from 17 exons. Gene Ontology annotation, cellular component: cytoplasm; nucleus. The record is from RefSeq and is a predicted model, not a curated record.
AUGCGGUUUACUGAAACACCUACAAUAAGUCCAUUGGAGAAACGCAUUGAGGAGUUGAGCCACCGAUUUGCGAUCGAGCGUGCCGUGGCUGAAGGAGCCAAACAUGCCACCCAGAAAUUGGAUGGAAAGCCGCUUGUUGAGGCACAAUCAAUACUACAGGCGUCAAAUGAAAAGCUGGACCUCCUUAAAUAUUCCUUGCAGGAACGAGUGAAAGAACUUCCUGAUGGCCACCAUAGGAAGAGUAUAACCACCGAGGAACUGUCCCUUGGUUCAGUCAAAUCCAAGUCCAUAGCACUAACCGUUUUGGUUGAUUUAUAUUCUGAUAAAGAUUGUAAUAGCCAUUGUUACAAUAUUUAUUCUGAUUGUUUGACAGGUACUCUGAAAGUGCGAGUAAAGGGCUGUCACGUUAUUCUGGAGAAUGUACCUGGCAGACUAAAGGACCCGUCAGAUGUUCUCCCUGGCAGGAGUCCACGUCGAGGAAGAUUCUUAUUAAUGAACCGGAUCAGAAGAAACAACCGUGGCAGCAAUCAGAACAUCCAGGAGACUUUUGACUUUUCUAGUGAAGUCCGUACUCAGCUGAAGAUCGAUCAUAUUCCAGUGGGUUCAACAAGUUGGAAAACUGUUUCUAACCCAUCCUGGAAUAAGACAUUUAAACUGGAUUUAGAUAAGUCUCGGGAGCUAGAAAUAUCCUUAUAUUGGCAUGAUCAGAGAUCACUGUGUGCCACAAAGACUCUGAAGUUGGAAGAAUUCCUGUUGAACCCCAAACAGGAACUGUGUCUACAACUGGAACCACAGGGCACCCUUUUCAUCAAGGUGACGUUUUCCAGUCCUUUCACCCAGAAAAGGCCAAAGCUUCAAACAAUUAAGAAAUUAAUCUCCUCAAAACAAGAAGAGACCUUCCAACCACCUCCAGUGGAAGCUACAACUAUUGACAAUGUACCAGUAGUGGACACUGAGAAUGUGGAUUCAACACUACCAGCUAUCAACACCAUUAGUACAGAAACUAUCCAACCACCUCCAGUGGAAGCUAGAAUUUUUGACAAUGCUCCACUGCCAGUAGCAGUAGAGGACUCUGUGAGCAUGGAACCAUUACCACCAGCUAUUGUAAGCUUGCUAGAAAUGACAAUCCAACCAGCUCUAGAAGUUGAUUUAGUUACUGACCCUACUCCAUUGCCAGUAAAGGACACGGACAGCGUGGAGCCAUCGGUGCCAGCUGUUGAUGAAAUUACAGAAAAGACAAUUCAACCAGCUCCAGAGGAGGAUGCAGCUAUUAAUCCUCAAUCACAACCAGUAGAGGACUCUGAGAGCAUGAAGCCAUUGCUGCCAGCUGACGAUGAAGAUACAGAAAAGACAAUCCAACCACCUCCAGAGGAGGAUGCAGCUAUUAAUCCUCAAUCACUACCAGUAGAGGACUCUGAGAGCAUGAAGCCAUUGCUGCCAGCUGACGAUGAAGAUACAGAAAAGAUAAUCCAACCAGCUCCAGAGCAGGCUGUAGUAAUUGACACGCCUCAAGUGUCAGCAGUGGACAAUAAGAAAGUGGAAUCAUCACCACCUGGUGCUGCUACUGAUAUGGAAAAAAACAUCCAAACAUCAACAGAGAAAGAUGCAGUUAUUGAUAUUGAUAACAUUGCAGAAGAAACCACUGGACCACCAAAGGGUUUAGUUCGUGACGCUGUUCCAUUGGCAGAAGCAGAUGUGGAAAAUCCAUCAUCAUCAGCUGGUAUUCAGCAAGGAGCUCGGCUGAGCAUUCAGGAUUUUGAUUGUCUCUGUGUGCUGGGAAGAGGAGCAUUUGGAAAGGUGGGUUAUGGUGUGAAUUCCACUUUCAAUAUAAAAGGUGUCAAGAUAAAUGCUAGGCUUAUAUGUGAAAAGGAAAUCCUACAGACUGUGAGCGAAGUACAGCAUCCUUUCCUUGUUAACAUGUUGGCAAGUUUCCAGACUCAGGGUCAUUUUUGUUUUUUAAUGGAGUAUGCCGCUGGUGGGGACUUAAUGACCGAUAUUAGGAACAACAACUUUCAGCCAUUUUCCACAACCAGAGCUGUGUUUUAUGCGGCGUGUUGUGUGCUCGGCCUGGAUUUCUUGCAUCAAAACGAUAUUGUUCACAGAGAUCUCAAAUUGGAAAACAUUGUAAUUGACAUAGAUGGAUUUGCCAAAAUUACAGACUUUGGUCUUAGUAAACAAGGGAUGGGAUAUGGAGAACAAGACAGAACAUAUUGUGGCACCCUGCAUUACAUGGCACCGGAAAUGGUUUGCGGUAAACCAUACACAACAUCUAUUGACUGGUGGAGUCUCGGUGCAGUUAUUUAUAUAAUGCUGUGUGGAAUGUAUCCCUUCUCAGGUAACAGAAGAGAGGUGAGGUAUAAUAUUGUCUAUUCAACGCCGAACUAUCCGAGGUUCCUGACUGCAGAAGCACGAUCAAUAUUAAGAAGUCUUUUGCAUAAAGAUCCCAAAGUCCGUCUAGGAGCCAGCGAGAAUGAUGCCUGGGAUCUGAAGAGCCACCCUUUUUUUAAACAAAUAGACUGGUUCGCAUUAUUGUUUAAGAGUGUCAGGCCGCCAUUCGUACCAUCCAUCGAGGGACCAGACGACGUCCGCUACUUUAAUAGAAUGUACACAUCAUGCGCCCCCAUUCUGACACCGCCAGGCGAGUCUGAGUCACUAUCUGAUGUAGAGCUGGAGCUAUUCAAAGAUUUUGACUGGGUUUCCGAUAGGAUUUAA